Molecule: messenger RNA, 2295 nt
Organism: Blastomyces dermatitidis ER-3
Lineage: Eukaryota; Fungi; Ascomycota; Eurotiomycetes; Onygenales; Ajellomycetaceae
Product: alkaline ceramidase
Exons: 3
Coding region: 1-2295 (764 amino acids)
Biological process (GO): long-chain fatty acid biosynthetic process; sphingosine biosynthetic process; ceramide catabolic process
Cellular component (GO): extracellular region
Molecular function (GO): N-acylsphingosine amidohydrolase activity
Source: RefSeq, a predicted model, not a curated record
AUGGCGCCUGGGGGAAUCCUCGCGGGCUUGCUCGGUUCGUUGGCUUGCGUACUCGUCCUUUUGCACUUUGUUUUCGUCGUGGAAGAUACUCAACCCUCACCAUGGUACUCUUCCAAGACAAGCGCAUAUUCCGGUAGGUCACGGCAAUCGAAUGGGGAAGACGAUGUGUUUCUCUUGGGUACUGGGAAGGCUGAUAUUACUGGACCUGUCGUGGAGCUCAACCUCAUGGGUUACGCGGAUAUAAAUCAAGUGGGAACCGGACUUCGACAGCGCAUCUAUUCCCGUGCCUUUAUCGUGGGAAGCACCAAGAAUCCUGAUGAGCGUUUUGUAUACCUCGUUCUCGAUAAUGCGAUGGGUGACACUGCAAUUAGACAAGGUAUCUUGGACGGGCUUAGAGCUCUAGGUGGAGAGUACACUCGCUACGGAAAGAUGAAUGUUGCCGUUACAGGGACGCACUCACACGCGGGACCUGGAGCAUGGUUGAACUACCUCCUACCACAGAUUACAAGCUUGGGCUUUGAUAAACAGAGCUAUCGGGCAAUUGUUGAUGGCGCAUUGUUAUCUAUCAAGAGAGCUCAUGAGAACUUGGCUCCUGGCCGGCUGAGCUUUGGAUCUAUCGAAGUUGAGGACGGCGCUAUUAACCGCAGCCCAUCCGCAUAUAUCGCGAAUCCGGAGGAAGAAAAAAAACGUUACAAUUCCGAUGUUGACAAGACACUGACUCUCUUGAAAUUCGACCGGAUCGCCGAUCAGAAAACUAUCGGUAUCCUUACCUUUUAUCCUGUGCAUGGAACAUCGCUUUUCGGUAACAAUACACUUAUCGCUGGAGAUAACAAGGGCGUUGCUGCGUACUUGUUUGAGAGAAGUGUUCAGGAUGAUGCGAAAUAUGCAGAUGACUUUGUGGCCGGAUUCUCGCAGUCUAACGUUGGAGACACGUCCCCCAACACCCUUGGAGCUUGGUGUGAGGAUGGAUCUGGUCUUCCGUGUACCUUCAAAGAAAGCACUUGCGGUGGGAAAACCACAGCCUGCCAUGGUCGUGGGCCCUAUUUCCGCGAAAUGGACCAAGGGGCAAAAAGCUGCUUUGAAAAUGGUCGCCGACAGUAUGCUGCAGCCAAAGAUCUGGUUGCCAAAAUGAACUCAACGGCCGUUACAAUUCGUGGAGCCGAUAAUGUAGCCGCCUUCCAUACAUUCCAAGACUUUUCAAAUUUUACUUUCACGUCUCCGCUUGAUCCCAGUCGUGGCAACCUGAAUACUUGCUACGCCUCCCUUGGCUUUUCGUUCGCCGCAGGCACCACCGAUGGCCCUGGGGUGUUUGAUUUCACCCAGAACGCAACGGAUGGAUCCACGAAAAACCCAUUCUGGUAUGUCGCAAGAGACCUCCUCCAUGCCCCUUCGAAAGAGCAGAAGAAAUGCCAAGAACCUAAAAUCAUCCUGCUUGACGUUGGCGGAUCGAAAUUGCCCUACGCCUGGUCUCCAAACAUUGUAGACGUCCAGCUGUUCCGUGUAGGCCAAAUGGUCAUAAUUGUGUCUCCAGGUGAAGCGAGUACAAUGGCUGGCAGACGAUGGAAAGAGGCUAUCUCCAAAUCAGCAACCGAUGUUCUCGGGAUCUCCGACCCUAUCACCGUCUUGGGCGGUCCCGCAAAUACCUAUGUCCAUUAUAUCACCACAGAAGAAGAAUAUGGUGUACAGCGUUACGAAGGAGCAUCUACACUCCAUGGACCCCAUACCUUGGCUGCUCACAUGAAUCUAACCCUCACAUAUCUGCCAUAUCUCAAAGAUUCGCCAUCUAGAAAGAAGUUGCCGCCCUUCCCUGCGGGACCUAGCCCACCAAUCCAUACGGAUAUAUCAUAUUCUUUCAUAACUCCAGUUAUCCACGACACCACGCCGAUUCAAAAGAAAUUUGGGGAUGCUAUCUCCUCUCCAGACAAGUCCAAAGCUUACAAACCAGGGGACACAGUUAGAACCAAGUUCAUCGGCGCCAAUCCACGGAAUAACCUUAGGCUCGAGGGAACAUAUACUGCUGUUGAGUACUCAGCGCCAGGCUCGAGGAGCUGGGAGGUAGUUCGGGACGAUUUCGACUGGACGUUAGUUUAUCAUUGGAAGCGCAUCAAUCCUGUCCUGGGCACCAGCGAGGUUACCGUUGAGUGGCUUAUUGAUGACGAGUUCUAUUCUGUUGGGAACCCAAGAAAACUCAAGAGUGGGACCUAUCGCAUGAGAUACUUCGGCGAUUGGAAGAAGAUAAACGGGGAGAUCACACAAUUUGAAGGAAUUGGAGAAACCUUCCAGGUGCAGGUGUGA